Molecule: messenger RNA, 1620 nt
Organism: Macrobrachium nipponense
Lineage: Eukaryota; Metazoa; Arthropoda; Malacostraca; Decapoda; Palaemonidae
Exons: 6
Coding region: 1-1620 (539 amino acids)
Source: RefSeq, a predicted model, not a curated record
AUGCUCGUCAUUUUGUCUGGCUCGAGGCGCCAGAACACUUCAAAUGAAAACAACCAAAACACGACAACUGCCAAGUCUGCUCUACUCUCCAGCGAGAAGUGUUGUGGUUUCUUCUACUGUGACGAAGAUCGAAGAGUAAACAGCAUCAGAAUGAACUGGGAGGAAGAACUGACAGGGAGUGUUCACCAUUAUCUACCAGGCCUCUGUGAAGAAAAGGUUCAACAAGUUGUGACCCAUUUAAUAGAAGUAACUGGUGUGGAGAGUAUGGGAGACACCAGUCUUGUGACAGAAGCUGACUUAAUUGAAGUUUUAAAACCUCUCCAGUCAAGAAAACUUAUAGCAGGGUGGAACCCCAAGGGAUCAGAAGGAGUUUCUACCUCACUACUACCGCAGCCACCUCAGAGAGUACCCAUGCUGGUACUGGAUGAUAUUCCAGGCCCAUUGAACUCUGAAUGGGUUCAUGAAUUCACCAUACCAUGGGAAAAUACACCACCAGAACUGCGCAGAGCCUUGAAGAAUGAGGUGCCACCAACUCCUUCAUUAAGGAGACGAUUGGUGCAAAUAGUGGUUGAAGCUGCCACUAAAAAAUCAACCAAGAUAAGUAAGAGACAAAUGUCGGUCAUUAGCAAAAAAAUAACUGACGAGUUCCCGAAAUCCUUUUUAGACACUUUCUCUGGUGAAAUAGUUGGUACAGGGCACGAUUCUCUCCUAAAGCAACUCAUAUGUAGGUAUGAGAAUAUAAGUAGACGUGCCAGUACUCCAACACAGGAAAAAAAAGAAGUCCCAAAAGAUUCCAAAAGGGAUAGCUAUGGUUGCCUAAAUCCUACACCGAUGUUACCUGAAGAAGAAACGGAAGAAAAUUUAGAAGAAAUCAGACAGGAGUUAGCACGUAAAGUUCAGCUGCCACCAACAUCUGAACUCGAGUCAUUACUUAACAGGACAUAUUAUGCCCAGAGGAGGGAUAUUAAUGAUAAGUUGCCACUGCAUGAAUUACAAGUUAAGUGGCCUUUUAUGUUUAAAGAAGUUGGCAUGGAAGUGCACUUCAGAAAUUUAUUAGGGAUGCCAAUGAAGGAAACCCUGCAAAAGAUGAUUAGCCUUAGAGGGCCUAAAUUUCUUAAAUUCUUUGAAGAAAAAUAUAUGUCCAAUAAGAAAAUUGCAGAUGCACUUGCUGAAUUAAACACUGUGCGCAGUGUAGUUGAUAAUGAUCGACCCAUUUUAGCAACAGUCCUGUACGUACUCUGUCAUAUUUUAGGAGAGGAUCCAAACUACCUCUUCAAAAAUGUGACAGUGGUUGGAGAAGUCAGUAGCUUGGUGUUACCAGCAACACCGUGCCUCAUAGCAAUUGGAACAUCAGUGCUCCAGGCUACCCGCUUCAUGGUGGCUGUUGAUGGAAGAGUCAUCAACUCAGACAUAACUUCACUUGUUGCUGCGAUGGCCAUGGUUUUCGCUUCAUUCUAUUUAUUUGGUAUUCACUACCCACCAGAAGCUUCAGUCACACUGGAAUGUAUUCAGAGGUGUUUCUACAAGAUAAAUCCUGAAAAGGGGACAAAAAACACAAGAACAAAAAAGAAAGUGGCACCCGAGGAUUUUGAAAAUCAUCUCCAAAUUCUCCACGUUUGA